AUGACAAUAUUAAUAUAUAUUUUUAAUAUAAAUCAAAAAAUAUUAGGUGCAAACGAUGAAGAAAAUAAUUUUUUAAAGAAUGAAAUAGAAUAUGUGUUAGUAAAUAAUAUAAAUGAUAUAAAAUUUGAUUUGUCUAAUAAAACAAUACAAAAUUAUGCAGAAGAUUAUGGAAUUAUUACAAAAUAUAAUAGAUGUAGAAUUCAAAAUAUUAAUCAAAAUUUUGAUGAUCAUACUAUACUAGAAAAUGAAUACCUAAUAGGAUUAUUAGAAAAUAUAAAUAUAAGACAUUUAGAUAUUGAUACUAUGAUAGAUGAUCAUAUGCUUGCUAAUAAUCAUGAAAUUUGUGCAAUAUAUUAA
Messenger RNA from Debaryomyces hansenii CBS767, 357 nucleotides. RefSeq names its product DEHA2B11374p. Bases 1 to 357 code for a protein of 118 amino acids. The record is from RefSeq and is a predicted model, not a curated record. The transcript has a single exon. NCBI's taxonomy places the organism in Eukaryota, Fungi, Ascomycota, Pichiomycetes, Serinales, Debaryomycetaceae.